Molecule: messenger RNA, 492 nt
Organism: Lasiosphaeria miniovina
Lineage: Eukaryota; Fungi; Ascomycota; Sordariomycetes; Sordariales; Lasiosphaeriaceae
Exons: 1
Coding region: 273-449 (58 amino acids)
Source: RefSeq, a predicted model, not a curated record
ACUGUUGCUACCACGCACUGUUGCACAAUUGUGCAAGAGUUCCGGAUUCGACGGGAAGCCGUUGCCGCUAUCGAGCAGCACCUGCAGACUGCAGACUGCAGUGCCAAGCGUCGCAGCGAAUACGCGUACGUAGCAGGAGCAGCCGCUACAUAACUACAUGCCACAGGGAUGUACUGCGCCCAUCCAUGGCGUACCGUAUACUUGGCGGCCUGCGCUAACUUUCCAGUACCAGGUCCCGACCGAGGGCGGCACCAUGGUUGGCAAAGCACUCCAUGGCCCCCGUCAGCUCCACGAGUCCAAGCUUCUGCGUUCAUAUUGAGCUGCUGCACGUGAUGCGGCGCAUCCUCGAGUUGGCGUCAAUGCACCCCGACGCCGUCACGCUCCUCGACGCCCGCCUGGCCCCCGACAUGUUCCCGCUGGGCGCCCAGAUCCGCGUCGCCACGCACUAACCCGUGCCCCAGAUCCGCGUCGCCACGCACUACCCCGUGGCCC